Messenger RNA from Ricinus communis (castor bean), 1145 nucleotides. Its product is annotated as probable aquaporin PIP2-8. Gene Ontology annotation, molecular function: water channel activity. Lineage: Eukaryota; Viridiplantae; Streptophyta; Magnoliopsida; Malpighiales; Euphorbiaceae. The record is from RefSeq and is marked provisional. Gene Ontology annotation, biological process: transmembrane transport. Gene Ontology annotation, cellular component: plasma membrane.
GCAACACAAAUUAGCUUCAGCGCAGGAGCAAACUAGCUAACAAGAGAGCUUUUUUUGGCUUUGCACAGAGAGAGAGAGACAGAUGGCGAAGGAUGUGGGUGAAGAAACACAAACUAGCCAUGGAAAGGAUUAUGUGGAUCCACCACCAGCACCACUUGUUGACAUGGCUGAACUCAAGCUCUGGUCUUUCUACAGAGCUCUUAUAGCUGAGUUCAUAGCUACUCUCCUCUUCCUCUACAUCACCGUAGCUACUGUAAUUGGCUAUAAGAAACAAACUGACCCAUGUGGUGGAGUUGGUAUCUUGGGUAUUGCAUGGGCCUUUGGUGGCAUGAUCUUUAUCCUUGUCUACUGCACUGCUGGUAUCUCUGGUGGUCAUAUUAAUCCUGCUGUUACUUUUGGGCUGUUCUUGGCCAGGAAGGUGUCACUGAUUAGGGCUGUAGCUUACAUGGUGGCUCAGUGCUUGGGUGCAAUCUGUGGUGUUGGUUUGGUUAAGGCUUUUAUGAAGAAUCCUUACAACCGUCUAGGUGGUGGUGCUAACUCUGUGGCUUCUGGCUACAGCAACGGCACAGCUUUGGGGGCUGAGAUCAUUGGAACUUUUGUUCUUGUUUACACUGUUUUCUCUGCGACUGACCCUAAGAGAAGUGCACGUGACUCUCACGUUCCUGUUUUGGCUCCACUCCCAAUCGGGUUUGCUGUAUUUAUGGUCCACUUAGCUACAAUCCCCAUCACUGGUACUGGUAUUAACCCAGCCAGGAGCUUUGGAGCUGCUGUCAUCUACAACAAUGACAAAGUGUGGGAUGACCAUUGGAUUUUCUGGGUUGGACCUUUUGUUGGAGCACUGGCAGCAGCUGCAUACCAUCAAUACGUACUGAGAGCAGCAGGCAUCAAGGCCUUGGGAUCUUUCCGUAGCAACCCUACCAACUAAAGGAAGAACCUUUCACCCCCAAAAGGAAAAAUUGAAAAACAAAAAGCUUGUCUAUCCAUCCAUUUGUUUGUUUGUUUUGUGUGUACGAGAGGAUUAUUAUGAUGACCCAUUCCACUUCAAUUUUAAUCUUUCUUUUGUUAAUUUAAUUAAUUUAGUAGUCUGGCUGUGUAUUAUUUGUUAUUGAGUAGUGGUACUGUUUUUCUUUCCUCUUUUCUUCUUA